Molecule: messenger RNA, 3328 nt
Organism: Drosophila teissieri
Lineage: Eukaryota; Metazoa; Arthropoda; Insecta; Diptera; Drosophilidae
Gene: Nep5
Product: neprilysin-1
Exons: 9
Coding region: 404-3046 (880 amino acids)
Biological process (GO): protein processing
Cellular component (GO): plasma membrane
Molecular function (GO): metalloendopeptidase activity
Source: RefSeq, a predicted model, not a curated record
UGCUUCAGACCAGUCACCCGCUGCACUGGCUCCACUUCGCGUCGAUUUUUCCAGCGUUCUAGCUCCAGCUUUUCGUUUCGGCCCCCACAUAAUGCCAAAUUAUGCAACUGCCUUCUGUUGGCAGUAGCGGCGAAAAAACAGGCAAAAGGCAAACAUUCCGGCUUAUGAACAAACGAUAAGCUGCUCAACCGUUCCCACUUGGUCGCCAACUGUUCCCUGCGCUGAGCGCAACAUGUGGGCGCUGUGACGUGCAUUCGGAUAAGGCUCAUCACCCGGCUCAUUGAUAUGCCCCAGAGUGCCUAGGAAAAUCACCGGCAGUCUGCGUUAAAAAAAGCGGAAAAAUCACACGCAAUAUGCAAUAAUCGGGGACUUUUUCCACUGGACUGACUCAUGACUCAUUGCUAUGGAGGAUCGCAAUCGCAUCUGGACCACGGGCAACAUUAACCAUGGCUUCUUCGGCGACAAUCUGCAGCAGCAGCCGUUGCCCCUGCAGAGAUUGCAGACACCAGGUAACCUGAGCCUUCUUGCGGCACCCAUUCGAGCCAAUGGCAGUGGCAAUGGAAACGCAACUGCCAAUGGACAUGGACAGCAUUCGGCCACGGAGAGUGCGAAUGGAAAGCAGCUGCCCUUCGAGCCCGUAUCCUCGCACCUAAUUGGCAUACAAUCCAAGUUUCGUCGGAGCUAUUACCACAAAGUGGUGCUGGGCGGACUGGUGGCCCUCGUAAUCAUUCUGCUCAUAGCAAUCAUAGUCGUAAGCCUAGGCCUUAAGAAAUCCAGCUCGAUUUGCCGGAGCAAGGAGUGCAUCCGCACAGCGGCCAGCCUCAUCUAUGCGAUGGACGAGCAGACUGAUCCCUGCGAGGACUUCUACAAAUUCACCUGUGGCCGGUGGGCCAACGAGCAUCCGCGUCCGGAUUCGGUGACCUCGAACGAUUGGUUCCGGGAGCGUCAGGCGCACAUAAUGCGUGUGGUGCGCGAGUUCCUCCGCUCGAAUAUCACCAAAUCGGAACCGGAAGCGGUGGGCAAGGCGAAGACCAUGUACAGAGCCUGCAUGGAUACGAAGCUGCUGGACAAGCGGGAUCUGGAGCCACUGAUUAACUAUCUGCUGCGUUUCGGACUACCCAUUCUGCCCUCCGCCUUGAAUCUCACCCUGGGAAGUGGCUCCAAAUAUGCCACAGAGGCAGCCAAUAUUAAAUACAACUGGCUGCAGUCCAUUGUGUCCAUUAAACAACAUCUCACAAUGGAUCUCCUCAUAGGGUUCGAUGUCUUUCCGGAUCCGUUUAACCGCACCAUUAACCGCAUUGCCCUCGGAACUCCAGAGACUGAUUCGGCGUUUCCCUUCAACAACGACGACUCCCAUAAAAUGCUCCGAAAGAUCCACCGCAAGACCAUUUUCAUGCAGAACAGCGACGAUGAGGACGACACCGAGGAGGAUCGGGAGAGCGAGGAGGAGGAGGCGGCCAAGCAGACCAGCACGGGAAUGACCGCCUAUCUCUACUACGUCCGGAAAGUCAUCGAGAAGUAUCUGCUUUACGUGGACCCGAAUGUUAACCAAGAGGAGGCCACUCUGGGCAUCACCGAGUUGGUCAAACAGGGCGUUAAAGUCGCAAGGAAGGUGCAUGAGUUUAAAGAGAACGCUGAAAACAUGACCAAGCCAUCGAAGAACCCGGCAGAUGACAUUGUCUACAUUACCCUGCAGGAUCUGCAGAACCAAACUGACAAGAACAUUGCACCCAAGACACUGCCCAUCUGGGUGCGUUACAUGGAAUUGAUUCUGAAGGGCACUCGCCACGCCGGCAAUAUCCAGAUGACCCAGAACCUGACAAUAGUAACCAGCCAGGCAGACAUCUCGUAUCUGCAGAGCUUGGUGGAGUAUCUGGAGGAGACGCCACCAUCCCACAUCGAAUCCUAUCUGUUUCUGAGCACCAUCGAGGAGCUGGUUCUGCACACAUCCAGUGCGAUGCGAUUGCUCCACUCGGAGUACAUGCGGGUGGCCAUUGGAACAGAGGGCAGCACCCCGAGAUCCCUCUACUGCGCCAAUGGAGUAAACAGUUUGCUGGGAAUGGCAGUGAGCUAUGUCCUGGCCGACGCGGACUUCACCAAGGAAAAGCUGCCUAAAGUCGAGCGAAUGCUGAGUGAUAUUCGACGCUCCUUCGAUCGCCUGGUGAAGUCCACGUCUUGGAUGGAUGCGGCCACCAAGAGGAAAACCAUUCAAAAGUCAGCUGAGAUGAAGAGCUUUAUCGGAUUUCCCCCCUGGCUGCGAAAUGCCACCGUGCUAAAUGCCUAUUACGAGGGGGCGGAGGUGAAUGCCAGCACCCACCUGGAGAACCUCAUGGACUUCGUCCACUGGCAGAUGAUGGACAAGCUGAACGAAAUGGAUAAGCCGGAGCCCAUUGGCUGGGCCACCUCGCCUUCGAAUGUAAAUGCGUUUCAUACGUUUCAAUCGAAUGCAAUCACUGUGCCCAUUGCCAUUCUGCAAUACCCGUUUUACGACCUUGGUCUAGAGGCGCUCAAUUACGGCUCGAUUGGAACCAUCCUGGGCCACGAGCUCACACACGGCUUCGACGACAGCGGCAGGAGGUUCGACCGCGCGGGGAACAUGGUCGAGUGGUGGUCAAAUGGGACCAUCGACGAGUACGUCAAUCGCACGGAGUGCUUUGUGGAGCAAUACAGCCGCUACCACCUCGCGGACAUUGAUGAAUAUAUUGAUGGCGAACUGACGCUGGGCGAGAACAUCGCCGACAACGGCGGCAUGCGGGAGGCCUUCUACGCGUACCGCCUCUACGUGAAGGAGGUUGGACGCGAGCGGUCCAAGUUGCCCGGACUGGAGCACUAUUCCCACGAGCAGCUCUUCUUCAUCUCGUUCGGGAAUCUGUGGUGCGAGACCUACACGCCAGCUGCAUCGCGUUACGCCCUCAGCGAUUCUCAUUGCCCGGGACAGAUGCGCUUGCGGGGAGUGCUCUCGAACUCGGAGGAGUUUGCCAGGACCUUCAAGUGCGCCCGCGGUACCCCCAUGAAUCCCAACCAGCCCAAGUGCCGCAUUUGGUAGUUGGAGUGGUAGUGGUAGUGUGCUCGAGGAAUAAGCAAUUGCAACAGGAACAGUCAAGUGAUUUUUCUACCCGUUUGUACUUAAGCUAGCCAUAUGUGUUUAGAUCAAAUAUACAGGUGUCUUUUGCACGGUUCUGUAUGCAGGUGCAAUUAACUUAAUGGUAAAACGCUUCUCAAUCGAAACCCUCCGAGCUCGCAGCUCAUAAGUAGGCUACGUUUUCAUUGUAAUAGAUAAGAAAGCUCAAUUUUAAUUGCAUUAUUUCGGGCUUCAUGGGUACUUGCU